AUGUAUGAAAAAUUUAAAAAGAUGAGGGGGAAAAAGUUUUUUUUUGUGUUAAAAGGGUUUCUGUAGGAGGACAAACAUGACACAAACCUCCCUAAUUGUUAUAAUUCACACUGUUUAUGUUAAACAUGCUUCACUGAUUCGAGUAUUUGGCGAGCGCCGUUUUGUCCUAAUAAUAUUGGCGGUCCUUGAACUCACCGUAGUUUGUUUACAAUGUAUAACUUUCUCCGACUUUCUAGGACGUGUUUUAUGCCACUUCUUUUUCUGUCUCAUUUUGUCCACCAAACUUAACGUUGUGCAUGAAUGCACAAAGGUGAGUUUUGUUGAUGUUGUUGACUUGUGUAGAGUGCCAAUCAGACAUGUUUGGUCACUGCAUGACUGCAAGCUAAUCGAUGCUAACAUGCUAUUUAGGCUAGCUAUAUGUACAUAUUGCAUCAUUAUGCCUCAUUUGUAGCUAUAUUUGAGGUCAUUUCGUUUCCUUUAAGUCCUCUUAAUUCAAUGUAUAUCUCAUGACACACUAUCUGUAUGUAACAUGGCUUUUAAUUUUUUGCGGCUCCAGACAGAUUUGUUUUUGUAUUUUUGGUCCAAUAUGGCUCUUUCAACAUUUUGGGUUGCCGACCCCUGGACUAGACGUAUAAGAUUUCAUGGGAUUUAGCGAUUAGGAGUGACAGAUUUUUUGGUAAACGUAUAGCAUGUUCUAUAUGUUAUAGUUAUUUGAAUGACUCUUACCAUGAUGUGUUACGUUAACAUACCAGGCACGUUCUCAGUUGGUUAUUUAUGCGUCAUAUAACGUACACUUAUUCAGCCUGUUGUUCACUAUUCUUUAUUUAUUUUUAAAUUGCCUUUCAAAUGUCUAUUCUUGGUGUUGGGUUUUAUCAAAUACAUUUCCCCCCAAAAUGCGACUUUUACUCCAGUGCGACUUAUAUAUGUUUUUUUCCUAUGCAUUUUCGGCCGGUGCGACUUAUACUCCGGAGCGACUUAUACUCCGAAAAAUACGGUAUGUAUACUAUUAACCGCAACAAGUAAUUGAAAAAAAAAAACAGGAUUUGUACAAUUUCAGAAUGAGCUUAUUCUAUUUUUAAACAAAGAAAACAAUCUGAAUUUAUCUCUAUUUUUAGGUUAUCGUGCCGUGAUUUUGACACCCCUGGUCUAAACUUCACCGCUGCCAGUAUUUUUUUCUAUAUUUUUAUUGUAAUAUUUUCAGAAUGUGUCUGUCCUAUGUUUGGCCAAAGUAAGACAAAGAAACCAAAUCUGAAGUUGUCUUUAUUUUUUAGUAGAGAUGUCCGAUAAUAUCGGCCGAUAAAUGCUUUAAAAUGUAAUAUCGGAAAUUAUCGGUAUGUUUUUUUUUAUUAUCGGUAUCGUUUUUUUGUAAUUUUUAAUUUUUUUAAUUUUUAUUAAAUCAACAUAAAAAACACAAGAUACACUUACAAUUAGUGCACCAACCCAAAAAACCUCCCUCCCCCAUUUACACUCAUUCGCACAAAAGGGUUGUUUCUUUCUGUUACUAAUAUUCUGGUUACAUUAUAUAUCAAUAUAUAUCAAUACAGUCUGCAAGGGAUACAGUCCGUAAGCACACAUGAUUGUGCGUGCUGCUGGUCCACUAAUAGUACUAACCUUUAACAGUUAAUUUUACUCAUUUUCAUUAAUUACUAGUUCCUAUGUAACUGUUUUUAUAUUGUUUUACUUUUUUUAUUCAAGAAAUUUUUUUAAAUUUAUUUAUCUUAUUUUAUUUUAUAAUUUUUUAAAAAAGGUCCUUAUCUUCACCAUACCUGGUUGUCCAAAUUAGGCAUAAUAAUGUGUUAAUUCCACGUCUGUAUAUAUCAGUAUCGGUUGAUAUCGGUAUCGGUAAUUAAGAGUUGGACAAUAUCGGAAUAUCGGAUAUCGGCAAAAAAGCCAUUAUCGGACAUCCCUGAGCUAAAAUUAGUUUGACACCCCUGGUUUACAUGAACCGGAGUUUAGUCUACAACCGGACGUGACGAAUCUGCACCCAGACGUCACGUGCAACAAAAAUAGUGAACUAUGGCACUGUUUGAUUUUACAGUAAUUGAUACCCCACGGAAUUCAGUCGGUGCAUUUAAAAGUACCGAAUCCGGUACACAUCCCUAACUUCAGGUGACGAGCUCACCUGUACUUGCAUGCACGUGCGCAUCAGCGUAUAGGAGGUCCAUUCUUUCCAGCAUACGACACCCUCAAAAACACGCGGCGAUGAAGGCCACGUUGCUGAUAAGCUCCUGAGUGGAGGGCUAAAUGCGGCCGUCAUACGUGAUAAGACGUACUCGAUGAACGACACCCAGACGACAGGUCGUCACGCGCUCAAAGACCCGACUGAGGAACCGGAGGAACCCUCAUCCAGCUCAGAGCACUGACCUGAGAAGUCAAACGCCUCGUCAAAGAGGAGAUGGAGCCAGCCGUAGAAGGAGAGGAGGCCUCGUCCGCGCCUGAUUUAAAAUCAAACACCGAGGAAUUUUCCACGGUGGAGGUGGAGACACAAGAGACCUUCCAAGAGACCUUCCAAGAGACCUUCCGAGAGACCGUGAGGACCUUCAGCUCUCGCCAAGACGCGUCCGGAGGGACGGAGAAGUGCGAGCCUGACGAGAACGCGGAGGAGGACAACAGGGCGGAGAGCGGAGGACAGAAGGAAGGAGGACAAAAAGAACCAGAAGAAACUAGAGGCCUCGAGGCUUCAGAUGCCGGACAGCCUUUGCUUCCUGAUCCAACCUUCAACCGGAGAUGCAGCCUCCUGGCCAGCGAGGUGAAGUACAAAGAAGACUUUGAGAAGAUGAAGGGUCAGAGUCUGUUUGUUCCCGGGGCAGAACUCAUCCACGCCAGGAACAUCAGCGCCGUCCUGUCUGAGUCUAAGUACAAAGAAGAGGGCAAGAAGGAGGCGUCGCUGUCGCUCUACUCGCUCCUUCCAGAAACGCCGCAGAUCCAACACGCCAGAGAGGUUUCCCAGCUCCAGAGUGAGGUUCGAUACAAAGAAAACAUGAAGACGUCCUCCUCGCUCUACUCGCUGCUGCCAGAGACCACUCAGACCCAAUUUGUCAAAGAGCUGACUGAGAUACUGAGUGAGAACAAGUACAAGGAGGAGGGGAAGAAGGAGAUGAGCAGCACUUUGUACUCUCAGCUUCCUGAAACGUGCGAGAUGCAGCUGGCCAAGAGCGUCCAUGAGUUUCAGAGCGAGAAGAAGUACAAAGAAGAUGGGAAGAGAAAGGCCUCCAUGUCCCUCUACUCCCAACUGGCCGACACUCCUGAGAUCCAACAUGCGCUGGAGAUGUCCCAGCUGCAGAGUGAUGUGAGUUACCGCCCCAAGGUGCUGGUUAAAGGAGCUCCUUCGUCUCUGUACUCUCAGCUUCCUGACACCAAGGAGCUCCAGUUUGCCAGAGAGAUGACUGAGCUGCAGAGUCAGAGCAAGUACCAAGAAGACGGCAGAAGAAGGCUCGGCCAGUCCUUCUACUCUCAGCUUCCGCAGACCAUGGAGACGCAGUUUGCCAAAAAUGUCGCUGAGCUGCAGAGCGAGCGCCUCUACAAGGAGGCGGGGCAGAAGAGCAAGGCAUUGUACUCGCUUCUGCCGGAGACCCUGGAGACGGCGCACGCCAAGGACGCCCGCGAGCUUGCCAGCGAGGUGAAGUACAAAGAGGACGGCAAGAAGGAAAUGAGCGUCAACUUGUACUCGCUGCUGCCCGAAACCAUGGAGACGCAACACGCUAAGGAGGCGUCGGCACUGCGGAGCGAGGUGAAGUACAAAGAAGGAGUUGAGCAGAAGAGCACUUUGUACCAUCAUCUCCCGGAGACCACCGAGACCAAACUGGCGAAGGAGCUGUCCCAGCUGCAGAGCGAGGUCAAGUACAAAGAAGGAGGGAAGAAGGAGAUCAGCAAGAGUCUCUACUCCUCGCUGCCGGACACGUUGGACACGCGGCACGCUAAAGACGCCGCGCUCCUGCUGAGUCAGAAUAAGUACACCGAGAGCAGUAAGAAGGAGAUGUCCCACAGCCUGUUCUCCACCCUGAGUGACACGUCUGAAAUCAUCCUGGCCAAAGAGAUGAAGGACAUCCUGAGCGAGAGGAAAUACAAAGAGAGCGGCAAGAAGCAGCUCGCUCAGAGCCUCUACUCCCGACUGGCGGACACGGCAGAGACACGCUUUGCCAAGAGCGUUUCUGAGCUGCAGAGCGAGGUGAAAUACAAAAAGGGACAGAAAGACGUGUCCAAGUCCCUUUACUCCACGCUGCCGGCCACUCUGGAGACGCAGCACGCCAAAGAGGCGGCGGACCUGCAGAAUGAGCGCAAGUACUCUCAGAAGAAGGAGCUGAAGUCCACGCUGUUCCACCUGCUGCCUGAAACCUUGGACACGGCCCACGCUAGAGACGUCUCUGAGCUUCUCAGUCAGGUGAAGUACCAGGAGGAUGGCAGGAAGGAGAUGAACGUCAGCUUGUACUCGCUGCUGCCACAAACCAUCCACACGCAACACGCUAAAGAACUUACCAGCCUGCAGAGUGAGGUGAAGUACAAGGAAGGUGUGAAGGAGAAAAUGCAGAACAGUUUGUACCAUCAGCUCCCACAAACCCUUGAGACCCAGCAGGCCAAGCAGAUGUCAGAGCUGCAGAGCGAGAGCAAGUACAAGUGUGCAGGUCAGAAGGAGCUCCGCAGCUCUCUGUACGCCGCCCUCCCUGUCACCAUGGAGACGCAGCGCGCCAAAGACGCCGCCGAGAAGCUCAGCGAGGUCAAGUACAAGGAGAGCGGGAGGAAGGAGAUGUCCGCCUCGCUUUACGCCACUUUGCCCGACACCUGCCAAACCAGCUUCAGCAGGGAGAUGACGCACCUGCAGAGCGAGAACAAGUACAAGGAGGACGGGAAGCGGACUCUCUCUCAGAGCUUCUACUCUCAGUUGCCGCAGACGGCCGAGACGCAGUUCGCCAAGAGCGUCGGCGAGCUGCAGAGCGAGGUGAAGUACAAGGAGGAAGCCCAGAAGGAGAGGUCGUCCUCGCUGUUCUCCAGCCUCCCUCAGACGCUCCACACGCGGCGGGCCAAGGAGGUGACGGCGCUCCAGAGUCAGGUGAAAUACCAGGAGGGCAAGAAAGACGCCGCCUCGUCUCUCUACCACCUCCUACCGGAGACCUUGGAGACACAGCUUGCCAAACACGUGUCCGAAAUCCAGAGCGAGGCAAACUACAAGAGGGACAAAGACGAGCUGCCCAACUCGUUGUACUCGCUGCUUCCGCAGACGUUGGACACCCAGUUUGCCAAAGACAUGGCGGAGACGCACAGCCAGUCCAAGUAUACGCAAGAAGCCAAGCAGCAGGCGGCCGCGUCUCUGUACGCCACACUGCCCGAAACCAUGGAGACCAAACACGCCAAGGAAGUGAGGACGCUGCAAAGCGAAAACCACUACAAAGCGGAGGGGAAGAAGCAGAUGAUGGCGCCGCUUUACUCUCUGCUUCCUGAGACCUCAGAGACGCAGUUGGCCCGAGAUGUGGCGCUGAUCCAGAGCGAGAACAAAUACAAAGAGAGCGGGAAGAAGGCGCAGACCGUCAGCGUCUACUCGCAGCUGCCAGACAUCAACCACACCCUGUUUGCCAAGAGUGUGUCUGACAUCCAGAGCCAGAACAAGUACAAGGAGGCGAGCAGGAAACAUGCGUCCAGCUGUCUGUACGCCAAGAUGCCGGACACUCUGGAGACCCGGCACGCUAAGGAAGUGUCACAGCUACAGAGUCAGGUGGCCUACAAGCACAGGGAGGACACCAGCAGGCCGCUCUACCACCAGCUGCCUCAAACCAGCCAGACGCAGUCGGCCAAGGAGCUGACUGACCUGUACAGUCAGGUGAAGUACAAAGAAGACGGCAAGAAACAGAUGACGACAAACUUGUACUCGCUCCUUCCUGAGACCGCUGAGACUCAGUUUGCCAAACAGAUGUCAGAGUUGCACAGCCAGACCAAGUACCAGAAGGACAAAGAAGAUCUGUCCCACGCUUUGUUCUCGCUGCUGCCCGAGACCCUGGACACUCGCUUUGUGAAGGACAUGGCUGACACCCACAGCCAGGUCAAGUACAAGGAGGCGGGAAAGGAGGCGGCCAGCAGCGCUCUGUACCAUCAGCUGCCGCAGACCGCCGAGACGCUUCAUGCCAAAGAACAAUCUGAGCUGCAGAGUCAAAACAAGUACAAGCAGAGCGGGAAGGAAGCGUUGGCGGCCAGUCUGUACGCUCAGCUGCCGCAGACGGCCGAGACGCAGCUCGCCGCCAAGAUGUCGGAGCUGCAGAGCGAGACUAAGUACAAGUGGGAGGGCGUCAGGAGCGUCGGCCGUAGCGCCUACAGUCAGCUGGCGGUCACCACGGAAACGCAGCUCGCUAAAACGCUCUCAGAGCUCCAAAGCGAGAUGAAAUACAAGGAGGCCAGCAAGAAGGAGGCGGCCAUCAGCCUCUACCACCGCCUGCCUGAGACCAUGCAGACGCUGCACGCUAAGGAGGCCAUGCAGCGGCAGAGUCAGGUCAACUACAAGGUGAAAGGUCGGGGGUCAAAUAGCAGCAGCCUGUACUCCCAGCUGCCUGAAACCCAGGAGAUGAAGUUGGCUAAAGCGGCCAUGGAGCUGCAGAGUGAGAAUAAAUACAAGGCCAAAGGUCGGCCGGAGAGCGGCGGCAGUGUGUUUCACCAGAUGGCCGAGACCAACCAGACGGAGUUCGUCAAGCGCAUGUCGGAACUUCAGAGUGAGACCAAGUACAAGAAGGACAAAGGAGAUCUGUCCAACACGUUGUUCUCUCAGCUGCCCGAGACCCUGGACACUCGCUUUGUGAAGGACAUGGCUGACAUCCACAGUCAGAGUAAGUACAAGGAGGCCAGUAAGAAGGAGAUGGUCAAGAGUUUGUACUCGCUGCUGCCGCACACCAAAGACAUCCAGCACGCCAAGGAACAGAGUCUGCUCCUCAGCCAGAAGCUGUACAAGGAGGCGGGCAGGAAGGAAGCGGCCUGCAGCUUGUACGCGCACAUGCCCCAAACCAUCCAGACCGUCUUCGCCAAGGAGCUGAGCAAGGCGCAGAGCGACAAGUUCUACAAGGAGCAGUUUAACCGCGAGAAAGGCAAGUCGGGCUACGCCAACAUGGAGACGCUGCCCGAGGUGGAGCACGCCAUGGAGGUCAACAGGAACCAGAGCGACGUCAGCUACAGGAAGGGGAGGGAGGAGCUUCGCCGCUACAACACGGCGCCCGACAGAGCGGACAUUGUCAGCGCAACCAACGCGGCUAAACUGGCCAGCGACGUGGCCUACAGGAGUAAUGGCAGGCAGCUGGUCUUGAGCGACGCGUCACUUCUCGCCCGUACGGACAUCCAUCACGCCAAGGAGGCGUCCAAGCUGGCCAGCCAGGUGAAGUACAAGCAAGCAUCAGAGCCGCACGCUCGACCUCGUUACAACCCGCUGGAGUGCCUGUCCUUCAAACACACACAAGCGGCGGCGGCGCUCGCCAGUCAGGUGAGGUAUAAGAGCAACCAGAAACCAGAAGGUUCCUCAGAUCUGCCGAACCUCCUGCAACUGGAACAUGUGCUGCACGCCAGCAAACUGCAGAGCAACGUGGAGUAUAAGAAGAAGUACGAGGAGAACAAGGCUCAGCACCACAUGACUCUGGACACGGCUGAACAGCGCCACCACAAGGAGAACGCAGUGCUGCACAGUCAGGUGAAAUACCGCCAGGAGUACGAGAAGAGCAAAGGCCGCACACGCGUGGAGUUUGCCGACACGCAAACGUACAAAGUGAUGAAGGACGCCCAGAAGAUGCAGAGUGAGAGGGAGUACAGGCGGGACUACGAGGAGCACAUGAAGGGGAAAGCCUUGGUGGACGUGGACCAGACGCCGCAAUAUCUGACAGCCCGGCACGCCAGCGAGCUGCUGAACGAGAAGGAGUACAGGAAGGACUUGGAGCAGGAAGUCAAGGGGCGGGGCUUAUCCGGCGUGGGCCUGGAGGAAACACCCGAGCUGCUGAGGGUCAAAAACGCCAAUCAGAUUCUGAGCGAGAGGGAGUACCGCAAGGAUCUGCACACGGAGAUCCUGGGUAAAGGAAUGGAGCUGAGCGGGGACGUCCUGGACGUCCAAAGAGCCUUGAAGGCGUCAGAGAUCCAGAGUCAGAGGUCCUACAAGCAGACGGAACAUCUCAGCGAGAACUUGUACGGGACCAUCACUGACACUCCGGAGCUCCUGCACGCCUCCUACCUGAAAGACGUGUACAGUCAGAGGAAGUACAAGGACGAGGCGGAGCGUCUGCGGGGCCAAUACAGUGUCCUGCCGCACACCCCCGAAAUGGAUCGCGUCAAGGCCAAUCAGAGACACGUCAGCUCGCUGCACUACUGCUGGGACUCCAAGCUCAUGAGAGGUCUGAUGUCCUCAGUCGCGGAGACGCCCGAGAUCGUCCUCGCCAGGGAGAACGCCAAGAAGAUCAGCGAUGUUCAGUACAGAGAAGAGGUGGGCUGUGGGACCGCCGUCACGGACACGCCGGAGAUGAAAAGGGUCAGACGCAACCAGGAGAACAUCAGCUCAGUGAGGACGAGGAAACGCACUCAUGCGCACUUUGGUGUAUUCACGUCAUGACGUGUGUGUGUGUGUGUGUGUUCUGGCAAUGCUUACUUAAUGGGGACAUCGCUCUGUUUACACAGUCACCUUUAGGGGACCUCUGACGGUAUGGGGACAAAAAAACAGGUCCCCUAAUGGGAAACCUUUUUAAAUGAUAGUCAGAUCCAUUCUCAAGAUGCCUAAGUGAAAAGUGAAACAUUUGUUAUCCUGGCAUUAAUAAUUAAUUAUUAAGAAUUAUGCAAAAUUAUUUAAAUUUGGCCCCCAUGAACCAUAUUAACUCUUUUUCCCCAGGGUCCCCAGUAAGAAUGAUCAGCACAUUACUUCAUCAAUCCAGAGAUUUAAAGACGUGUAUGAGCUAACUGGGCAGUGGCCAUUUUACACCAUUUUUUU
This is a messenger RNA of Entelurus aequoreus (snake pipefish), 8932 nucleotides long. Its product is annotated as nebulin-like. NCBI's taxonomy places the organism in Eukaryota, Metazoa, Chordata, Actinopteri, Syngnathiformes, Syngnathidae. Gene Ontology annotation, biological process: cardiac muscle thin filament assembly. The transcript is spliced from 57 exons. The record is from RefSeq and is a predicted model, not a curated record. Gene Ontology annotation, molecular function: actin filament binding. The coding region runs from base 2396 to 8560 and encodes 2054 amino acids. Gene Ontology annotation, cellular component: Z disc.